UACUAUGAAUUAUAAUUAAAAUUUAUUUGGUAAUGAAAAUUUCUAAUAGUUUAAUUAAAAUAGCGAAAAAUGUUUUUAUUAGGAGGUUUAACUAAUGAGAUUCAACCAUAGAUUCUUUAUAGAUUGAACUAAUAUAAACAUAGAGUUAAAAGCUAAUCAUCCUCCUCAUUCAAAUGAUACUCAUGAGAAUAUCUCAGAGAGAAUUAGUGGUGAUUUGACUGUAUGAAAUUGAAUGUAAAUCAAGUAAUGUCUUCAGUGAAUUUAUUGGCAUUCCAUUAAUAUCAAAAUUUUAGACAAUUGAUAUUAACUAUUUUAUGAGCGUUAUUUGGUAAUUCAAAUUCAUCUCUAAAAGAUAAUUCUAUCCAUUUCGGUGAGAACAAUGAUGAAUGCAUAGCUAAUGCUAAGAACAUGAAGUUACAACCUUUAAAUUUAAAAACAGCAUCAGGCAUAGAAGAGAAGAUUUGAUUUAACUAGAACUUAGGAGAAGGUUAAAAUUUGGCUUAAAAAUCAUAAAGAAUAAUAAAGAUGAUCGAAAACUAAUAAAUGAUAGAUUCUAUAGAAUCCAUCGGCAUCGAAUUCGUGUCCAGGGAUCUAAAUAACGAUGUUGAUACACCUAUUCCAAAUAUAUUAGAUUCUUCCAAAAUUGAAUCUACAGAUCAACCUUUUUCUAAUAUUAGCGAGGUAUCGUCACAUCGAAAUUCUGGAAAUAUUAAUAUCACGGUAGAAAACGUCAACCAUAAAUCAGAUAAACCAACUCCCCACGUUGAACCUCAAAUAAGACGCAAAAAUCUUAUGACAAAGAUUGAUAGUGAAUCUGACCAUUCGAAAUUACCCAUUAAAAACGUACGUAGAUCAUCGACUCUUCCAAAUCCUAAAAUGCAUAAGCAGAUCUCUUUUCACAAAGAUAAUAACAUAAAAGUGAUUGACUAUGAUAACAAGUCCCGCCACCACACUGUCCUACACAAGGUAUUCUUGAGUGUAUUGAGGACCGAGAAAAACAUAACAUGUUUUAGUAAAUUCGUGGCUUCCACUCUUUGCGUUGGUAUCUUGUUUGUCAUAACUUUAUCCUUCGUUCUUUACUUCCAUUUUGUGUGGAAUCCUAAUUCUAAAAACGUUAAUAUACUAUGGGGUUCCCCUUCUGAUUCUAAAAAUGAUAGUGGCGACUCCAAUACAACAAAUGUAUCAAAUGCCGAUUUUAAUCAGACCAAUUUUUCCUCCAUGGUUACCACAAUAUUGAUAACUAAAAAAACGUCGCGUUAUUUCGGCAAAAAAUUAAAAAUUAUAUGAGGGCAAUAAAUAAAAUGUUGAUAUUCUAAAGAUAUAUAAACGUUUUAUGAUGAAUUAUGUAUUAUAUAUAUCUUCACAGCUUAUUAUAAGUUUUUAAAAGGUUUUAUGUACAAAAUGCAACAUCUUAAUUCACACUAAAUAUAUCUAUAUAUAGGGUUGGCUAGGGUAUUAAAUUGACAUUUGUUGAAACUAUUCAAUGCCGAUUUUUUUUUCCUAACACAUUCGCAAUAUUUUUGAUUUUAUCACUAUAAAAAUAAAAUAAUGCAAAUAAAC
Gordionus sp. m RMFG-2023 is the source of this 1560-nucleotide messenger RNA. RefSeq lists its product as uncharacterized. The coding region runs from base 544 to 1287 and encodes 247 amino acids. The record is from RefSeq and is a predicted model, not a curated record. Lineage: Eukaryota; Metazoa; Nematomorpha; Gordioida; Chordodea; Parachordodidae. The transcript is spliced from 4 exons.